AUGGGGAACUGCAUCAGGCACGAGUCUCCGAUGCAAUGGGGCGGCGACGACUGGGAGGACGGGCUGUCCUCCUCGCCUGAGAGCGGCGCAGAUCCUGCGGUGGCUGCGGACCUGGAGGAGACAGAGGAUCUCCUCGAGAAGAGCAGGCAGCGCUGGUCGGGCAAUGCCGCGGCGACGCCGGCGGUGGCGGCAGCGAGGGUGGAGGUGAAGAUAAGGAUAACGAAGAGGCAGUUGGAGGAGUUGCUGGGGAAGCCGGACACGAAGGAGGAGAAGACCGUAGAGCGACUGGUUUCGCAGCUGAUGGCGAUAAGCGCGAGUGACAGGUUCGAGACGGGGCAGAGGUCGUGGAGGCCCGCGUUGAAGAGCAUCCCUGAGGUCAAUUAG
Messenger RNA from Eucalyptus grandis, 384 nucleotides. RefSeq lists its product as hypothetical. The coding region runs from base 1 to 384 and encodes 127 amino acids. NCBI's taxonomy places the organism in Eukaryota, Viridiplantae, Streptophyta, Magnoliopsida, Myrtales, Myrtaceae. The transcript has a single exon. The record is from RefSeq and is a predicted model, not a curated record.